Phaeoacremonium minimum UCRPA7 is the source of this 2442-nucleotide messenger RNA. RefSeq names its product putative origin recognition complex subunit 4 protein. Gene Ontology annotation, cellular component: nucleus; nuclear origin of replication recognition complex. NCBI's taxonomy places the organism in Eukaryota, Fungi, Ascomycota, Sordariomycetes, Togniniales, Togniniaceae. Gene Ontology annotation, biological process: DNA replication initiation; DNA replication. The transcript has 2 exons. Bases 1 to 2442 code for a protein of 813 amino acids. Gene Ontology annotation, molecular function: DNA replication origin binding. The record is from RefSeq and is a predicted model, not a curated record.
AUGGACACACCUACUGGGAAGAAGCGUGGUCGACCCCAGAAGGAUGCCGACUCACCGAUCCCGACAAGUGUCAAGAAACGACGACUGAACGACGUGGAUCCGUCUUCCCCAUCCACCCCGAAGGCUCUGCAGGCCAUUGCUUCGGCCAUAACGGGUGCGUUUGGUUUCGGCCGGCGGAAACCUUCAGCACGAAGCGCUGAUAAGGCCUGGGAUGUUCCGGACUCGGAUCAUGAGGGCACGGUUGCGGCAUCGCAACCGAAGCGAAAGACGCCGAAGCAAAAUGGGACGGGUACAACACCAAAGGCACAGUCGAAGAAUAUCUACGAUGUCCCUGACUCAGAUGAUGAAGUUGCGCCUGCCCCGACUUCUCGUGGUCGGGGCCGUAACAAGGAAUUGACCGAAUUGCAUGAGUCUGGAGUGAACGGCAAGUCAUUGCCAAAUGGAAAAGAAGAUACCGCAGAAAAGAAGAGGAGGCGUAGAACGAAUGACUCAAUCGCCAAAGAGAACGACACGAAGCAAAACUCCUCAAGAAGGCGUUCCGUUCGAGCGGAGCUCAUUGAGGACCCCUCGACUGAAGAUACUGCGGACGAAAUUGCAGUCGAUUCGCAUGCGGCAAUCAAGCCGAGACUGAACGGCAGGCGGAAGAGCCAGCCCGCUCAAGAAUCAAGAGACGCUACACCAAAACUAAAGGGCAUCCUCACCCCUUCUAAAAAUCGCGGCAUAAGAGGCCGGAAGAGUGUCGGUUUUGAAACCCACAGCGACAAGCUCGAAGAGGAAAUACACUUUGAUGACCUUCCUUCAAAGCCAACUAAAUCAGCAACCAAGACGACCAAGACUUCCGAGAAAGAGAUUGCUGCAGAGCCAGAAUCAGAGGAAGCAGAGGAAUCUGACGAGGAAGAGGAUGAAGAAGUUUGCGUCAUAUGUUCGAAGCCAGAUUCUGAGCCCCCCAAUGAGAUUCUCUUUUGCGACAAUUGCGACAUGGCUGUGCAUCAGGAAUGCUACGGUGUGCCAGAGAUUCCCCUUGGGGACUGGUUAUGCAGAAAGUGCUCUGGGGAUGAUGAAAAGCUAAUGGGUGCUUCCGGAGAGGCCACAUCCGUCAUCGUCUCUGAGGACGUACCGGAUAUUCCCAAUUUCGACCAACAUCUUCGCUCGCUGCAGCGUGUUCUGCUAGAUCGGUGUACUGGAAGGCGAAGGAUCAAACUCCGAGGCCAGGAUGAAGCAUAUGACACAACAUAUCAGCUUGUGGAACAGACCGUACUCGCUGGAGAAGGAAACUCUAUGCUAGUGAUUGGUGCUAGAGGUUGUGGAAAGACAACGAGCGAGUUUCACGUUGUGCGGCUCAACGGCUUCAUUCAUACGGACGACAAGAUUGCCCUCAAAGAUAUAUGGCGGCAACUGGGAAGAGAGAUGGAAGUUGAGGAUGAACUCGUCAACAAAACGAACAACUACACUGACACACUAGCAUCUCUACUGGCAUUGCUCUCGCAUCCUUCCGAAAUAACGCAAACAGAAGAGGGUAUUACCUCAAAGUCCGUCGUCUUUAUCAUCGAUGAGUUUGACCUUUUCGCCACGCACGCGAGACAAACCUUGCUUUACAAUCUCUUCGACAUUGCUCAGUCAAGGAAAGCCCCCAUUGCAAUUUUGGGCCUCACAACUCGUAUCGAUGUAGUAGAGAGCCUUGAAAAAAGGGUCAAGAGUCGCUUCAGCCACCGAUAUGUCCAUCUAUCACAGCCCAAAACCCUUCCCGCUUACUGGGACAUUUGUAAACAGGGUCUUGCUAUUGACCUCGAAGAUGCUGAGGCAGAGGGCGUGGACACCUCACUUGCUGGAUUUGAAGAGUUUCUCAACUUGUGGACGGAUAAAAUCGACGAUCUCCACAAGAAAACGGCCUUCAAAGACCAUCUAGAGUACCAUUACUACACCACCAAGUCGGUCCCCGGGUUUCUCACAACAUGCAUACUGCCCUUGUCAUCUCUCAAGCCGACAGACCUGACGUGGAGAAUGGCCCCCGGGAUCAAGACGAUGAUCACCCUCGAGCCCCCUGACUCGAAGCUACAUCUACUGUCGUCUCUGUCUGAUUUGGACCUGUCGCUCCUCAUCGCAGCGGCACGGCUGGAUAUCGUGGCUCACACUGACACGGUCAACUUUGCCAUGGCUUACGAUGAGUACACCUCGCUCAUGGGCAAGCAGAGGGUGCAGUCUGCCAGCUCUGGCAUGCUUGCAUUGGGGGGUGCAAGAGUUUGGGGUCGGGGUGUCGCGGAGAUGGCUUGGGAAAGACUCAUUACUCUCGGCCUUCUGGUGCCUGCAGGUCUGGGAGGCAGACGCACGAUAGGUGCUGGUGGUUUGGAGGCGAAGAUGUGGAAGCUCGAGGUUGCGCUGGAGGAGAUACCGCUCGCUGUCAAGCUCAAUGCCGUCCUUGGUAGAUGGUGCAAGGAGAUAUAA